CCCCCUUCUCUUUUGGCGGGAAAAUCCCUUUCUCAGUUCCUAACAUUUUUGCCCUCUUUCUUCAAUCUUCUCCGAUGAUCUAAAACCCUAGUUAGUGUCAUCUGUAUUCUGUAAUAGCACAACUCAGCUCAAUCGAAACAUAAAAUGGCUCCAAAGAAAAGAACAAGUUCAGGAUCAACAAAGAAAUCAAGCCACCUAAACCAGAACCUUCAGCAUCAGCAGCAAUCUCAGCGUUCCAAAUUCGGGAUCCAGCAUUUCUUUGAACGCCACACCCAAAAUGUCCUCUCUCAGAAAUCCAAACCCCUCCUCGUUCCCCACAACUCCAAUUCCAACUCAUUUCAAAACCCUAAAGAAAAUUCCAGUGUAUCAGUACCAGAAACUUCUACAAAUAAUGGAUUGAAUUCGGAAAAGCGUGACAAGGAUAAUGCGGUGUCUCGAGAUAAAGGUUGUAGAAAUGUGAAUAAAUCGGAUCAUAUUGAUGUAACGGAGAGAUUUAAGGAUAAGGGAGUUGGGGAUGGUAAAAAUAAGGGAAAAAGAGUGACUUCGAAAAAGAAUGAGUUGGGUGGUCCGUCUCAGAGUACACCUACGGAGAAUGUGGUAACUGUAGGUUCAGGGGAGGAUAAAAAUCAAGCAGAAAUAACGCCUGAAUUUUGCAAGUCAGUGUCUGUGAAGCGCUUCAAGUUUUCUCCAGGAAUGCUGAUCAAGCAAACCCAGGAUGAUGGAGGUGAUGAAGUAACAUGGAAAAUAUCUCCAGUGAAUGGACGACUUCAUGCCGUGUCCAAACAGUUACCAGAGAUGGUAACGGUGUUGGCGGAUUCAUCACGCUUCAACUCCUUAAGUAUUCAAGAAUGUUCGCUGAAAAAGACGUCUCAUGGGACAGAAAGAAAGUUUGAGAAGCGGCUUUGUUCACCUCCACUGAAGGCGCUUGAUAAAUCAUUAGUAAGCUCAAAUAGGGCUAGCUUGAGAAACAGAAACAACGAUCAUGUAAUGGAUCUGUGGGAAACCAAUGGAAACUUUAACUGCCAGAGCAAAACUGAAGUAACUAACAGUCAGAGUCCUUUUCAAACUCCACCAUCUUUGACAUACGGCAGUGAUAAGCCUGCCAAUGCGGUCAAUAAUAAUGAAGUUACUGAUCAGCUUGGUUCAAGGCAACACAAAAAGGUCUUUGACUGCUCUAACAUUUUCAGCUAAUGUAAUUAUUUGCU
Messenger RNA from Nicotiana attenuata, 1205 nucleotides. RefSeq lists its product as uncharacterized. The record is from RefSeq and is a predicted model, not a curated record. NCBI's taxonomy places the organism in Eukaryota, Viridiplantae, Streptophyta, Magnoliopsida, Solanales, Solanaceae. The coding region runs from base 145 to 1191 and encodes 348 amino acids. The transcript has 4 exons.